AUCGGACCUCUGUCCACUUCGUCGACAAACCUUGUCGCUAGUCCCUGUCUUUGUCUGGCUGUCUGUCUGCCCUGACGUAAGGACUUAAAAUUAUGAUCUGAGACAACCUGAGUAUCAAGAGAAUAAAAACGAAGCAAAUCGCUCGUGUUUUAUCAGUGUUCCAAGACGAAUCGAGAGAAAGAAAGGGCGCCAGCCAGCAUGGAGACGCAGGCCGAUGACAGCACUCAGAACCGCCCCAGUGUGUACGCCAUCACCGCUGCGGUUGACUUAUCGGAGCAGGACCUCGACAGCGGCCAAGACCUAAAUGAUACUAAGAGGGACAUUAAUGACCCCAAACGCCCUUAUAGUUCGUCGGAUGACAUCAGCGUGCGGGAUAUUAGCAACCCGACCACGGACUGUGAGACAAUGAUCCACGUGCUGAAGGGCAACAUUGGCACCGGGCUCCUCGCAAUGCCCGAAGCCUUCAUGAAUGCCGGCCUGUGGGUGGGCUUCUUCGGCAUACCCAUCAUGGGCAUCAUUUGUGUCCACUGCAUGCACGUCCUGCUCAAGUGUUCCAAGGAGCUUUGUCGGCGGGCCAAGGUAUCGGCCCUCAGCUACGAGGAGUCGGCUGAGAUGGCCUUCAAACUCGGGCCAGGAACGUGCCCCAAGUACGCAACGGCUGUCGGUUACGUCAUCACGACAUUCCUGCUUAUAACACAAGUUGGCUUCUGCUGCGUCUAUUUCGUGUUCAUCCCGCAGAACAUCAUGCAGGCUUUAGAGUGCAUGGUUGGCGGCACCGGUAUCAGUCAGCUGGGGUACAUGGCCAUCUUUAUUUUGCCCAUUCUUCUUAUCUGCUACAUCCCACAUCUCAAGUACCUAGCCCCGAUCUCCCUGGUGGCAGGGGUGAUUCAGACAGCAGGUCUGAUCAUCUGCUUCUACUACAUGGUCCGCGACCUUCCCGAAAUUUCCGAAGAAAUCCCAGGCUGGGCCGGCUGGUCGAAGCUGCCGCUGUACUUCGGCUCCGCAAUUUACGCCUUCGAAGGCAUCGGCCUUGUCCUGCCCCUGGAGAACAAGAUGAGGACCCCCAAGUCCUUCCGGGGCUUCACUGGCGUCCUCAACACGGCCAUGAUGAGCGUCAUCAUCCUCUACGCUGCAAUGGGCUUCUUCGGUUAUCUCCAGUACGGGAGCAUGGUCGAGGGAUCUAUCACCCUGAAUCUGCCGCCGAAUGAAGGCUUGGCCCAGUCGGUGAAGAUCCUGAUGGCGGCGGCCGUGUACUUGACGUACCCCUUGCAGAUGUAUGUACCCUUCGAAAUCCUUACGCCCUCGCUGAGGGACCGAUUCGACAGCCCUAGAAAUAAGUUCCUGGCGGAGUAUACCCUCAGGACAUGCCUGGUGCUGCUCACUUUUGUCCUCGCCGCUGCGAUCCCCAACAUCGGCCUCUUCAUUUCGCUCGUGGGGGCCGUGAGCAGCUCCACUCUAGCCCUUAUCUUCCCUCCGCUCAUUGAGGUCGUCACCUUCUGGCCCGAUAGAGGGCCCUACAACUGGCGUAUCAUCAAGUGUUCUCUUAUUGCUCUCUUCGGAAUCAUCGGUUUCAUCACUGGCACUAUCAGCAGUAUCCAAGCCAUCGUCGACUUCUUCGUAAAUGGGCAAAAAGGACCUGAUUUUAGCUGCUAACGUGGAUCGAGAAUGUGAGACCUGAGAAUGUUACACUGUGAAGACCUGGCCGCCGAUUUAUAUUUUUUCUUUUCUUUUUCUUUCAUUGUGUGUGUGAGGGACAGACAGGCAGACAGAGCGGAAGAGAGAGAGAGAGAGAG
Molecule: messenger RNA, 1793 nt
Organism: Penaeus chinensis
Lineage: Eukaryota; Metazoa; Arthropoda; Malacostraca; Decapoda; Penaeidae
Product: proton-coupled amino acid transporter-like protein pathetic
Exons: 12
Coding region: 199-1653 (484 amino acids)
Biological process (GO): amino acid transmembrane transport
Cellular component (GO): vacuolar membrane
Molecular function (GO): amino acid transmembrane transporter activity
Source: RefSeq, a predicted model, not a curated record